GAUGGGUCAUUAAAACAGUUGAAGGACAGCAGUAAUCUCUGAAGGCACCGCAACCUUUAGCUUUACUGGUGAGGCGGUGAGGAAAACAACACUACUGCAGAAUUUGCCUGUUUUAUUGAGCGUCUCUCCUCCUGUAAUUCUGUCUGUCUCUCUGAUCUGAUCUGAUCUCGUCUGACAGCUGCCUGCCUGUGUCCCGAACCCUGGUUGUCAGGGAUACCUCUCCAUGGAGACGCAGUCCCAGAGGUAGGGGAGGGCUUUCAGGGAAAGGAGACCCUCACCUUGAUGGAGCAACAAGUCAAGAGAGAGGAUGAAGAAGGAAAGACUGUAGCAGAAGUGCAGAGAUAAGAGGGGAGGUCACCUGUGGGGGAACAAGUGGAAAUCAACAGAAGGAAAGAAGAAGAGUUGGAUGAAGUGAAAGUUAUUUUGUCAGGAUGGGCUAUGACCUGGAGAGGUUUGUGGGCUAUGUGAAUGAGGGUCUUCUGUGCUGUGUGUGUCGAGACGUGUUGGAGCGCCCCCUCCAGGCACCCUGUGAACACGCCUACUGCAGCGCAUGCAUCAGCAGCUGGCUGGUCCAUCACCCCUCCUGUCCCGAGGACAGACUUCCACUGGAUGUGGGCAGUCUCAAGCCACUGUACAGGUACAUGCGUAAUGACCUGAACCGUCUGCAGAUACGUUGUGUGAACGCAGGGCAGGGUUGCGAGGUGGUUUGCUCUCUGGAGAGCUUGCACACACAUGAGGAUGAGUGCGAGUUUGCCUUUGUGUCGUGCUCCAACACAGGUGGAGAGUACAUAUGUUACCACUGUGGUUGCCCUGUGCAGGUGGAGAGGCGGGGUUUGGAAGCUCACCUGUCAGAAUGCAACUUCCGCAGCAGGGAGUGUCCCAACGGCUGCGGCCACACCCUGCUCUCCAUUGACCAAUCACAGCAUAACUGUGUAGCAGAGCUGCGCACAGAGGUGGAGAUGCUCAGGGCAGAGAUGCUGUGCAAGGUGGAGGAGGUGAGACGAGAAAUGGAGUCUCGGCUGGACUCCCAGAGGAGACACAUGGUUCAGAAAGAGUCGCAGCUGAAGAACGACGUGGAGGAGCUCAAGGGUCAGCUGUCCCGUGUGAUGUGUGACAUGCGUGCCCUGUUAGGAGCAGAGCGCCUGAGACGACAGGAGCUGGCAGAAGCAGAGCUGGAGAAGAGGGAACUGUUGGAGCUCCUCAGAGACCUGCAGCCAACCAGGAAUCAGCAUCCCUUUGAACAGGCACCCAGGGAGCAGCAUCAUCAGGGAGCCCAGCAGACAUCUGCGUGGGAGCUGAACACAGAGCUCACCAGACACCAGCAGAGGGAGGCGUCUUUACAUGCCUCCAGUCUGUCACUGCAUUCAGCUCAGGUCAUGAAUGUUUCUGGUCCACCUCCGUCCCCUCAGCUGGGAGAGGGGACGCGCAAGGGUGGUACCAGGAGCCUGACUCUGGACUGCAUCAAGAGAAAGAGCCGGGAGGUGACAGUCAUCUGAGUGGAUCGGACUGCUGGGGGAUUAGCCAAACCAGGAAAAACGGAAUCUCUAUUUUUGUAACAUUUGGCUAACAGUUUAGUGAUGAAAAUAUUGUCGAAACAGUUAAGUUGCGUAGUUUCUGGGAUGAGUUUUAGAUUUUUUUAAUCAAAUCAGUGUGAAACAACAGCUGAGAGAAAAACAGUCUGAUGUAGAAUCAACCAAAUGAUGUGUUUGAAAGGUCUUUUUGUGUAAUUCUACAAACGCAAGUGAUGUUUUGACUGUGGGCGUAUAUGAAAGUGAAUAGACAUUAAUUUUGUAGACUCACCACUGAUCUCAUCUGUAAACAGAUCAUCGUGUAAUGUCUCUGGUUUUGUAUCCCUCAGGUUUCAAUUAAAUACAGUCACUUCGAUUAAUUUUAAUGAUUUCAGGCCCAUGUUAUUGCUUGUGUCCUCGUUAGUGAUCCACCUGAUGUAACAUGUUCAGCUUAGAAAAUGUUUGUUAAAUGUUUUUUGAGAGUCCUGCAAUAACUCGGUUACACAAGAACGUCUAAUUUCUUUUUAAAGUCUAAGCUAACCUAAAAUAUUGAGAAAUGUGUCUUGACUUAGUGUGUAAUCUCUUGAGGGAUUUUGAGUCUAAAGCAUAGUUACACAAAGGAUAACCUGUGGACCAAUGGCAGCCCUCAGAAACACUUCGUGGGACGUCCUCUAGCUCACCUGGCGGGGUGGGCGCCCUAUGUGCGGGGGCCGUGUCCUUGCCACAGCGGCCAUGGGUUUGAUUCCAACCUGCAGCCCUUUGCUGCAUGCCAUCCCAUCUCUCUCACCCUUUCAUGCUCAGCCUGUCCUGUCUAAUAAAAGCCAAAAAAGCCAUAAAAAUAUCAAUUUAAAAAAGAAACACUUUGUGCAGCCGCCCGAACU
This is a messenger RNA of Epinephelus moara (kelp grouper), 2389 nucleotides long. It is a transcript of the gene rnf41l, whose product is annotated as ring finger protein 41, like. The transcript has 7 exons. The record is from RefSeq and is a predicted model, not a curated record. Gene Ontology annotation, molecular function: zinc ion binding. Lineage: Eukaryota; Metazoa; Chordata; Actinopteri; Perciformes; Serranidae. Bases 432 to 1496 code for a protein of 354 amino acids.